GCUCUGGCUUUGCUCAAUUCUAAACUCAGAAAAACAGGAAAUGCGAGGCCUUAGAAGGGGACUGUUGAAUGUGCUACGCAGAUGUUAGACUACGUGUUUUGGGCCUGAAGAACUUUGAACAUCAACAUGAAAACGUGUUUUUAAAUCUCCACCAAAGAGCUGUUGAUUUCAAAACUUAGAUUUCAUAAUCCUGAACGGUACCAGCUUUCCAGAAAACCAUCAGGAGUUUGUUGUUUUUCUAGUUACUGCAGUGGUUCUUAAAGACACCAACAUGAAUACUGAAAGUUUGCUUGAAGUUGCAACCCUUGGAAGACAACUUCAUUUGGGGAUGUUGUACGACUGCCACAACGACUCCUUCAUUCCAGGGGUCUACCUGUGGGACAUGGACAACAUACAGAAGAACACGAUAGUGAGGCAGAGCCCAAAAACAUCUUUCAACAUUCAUCUCACUGACUCUCUGGAAGAAAAAUCAAAAAUAUUACAAAUAAGUUCCUCUCUUAGUGCGAGUAUAUAUGCAGGGUUAGUAAACGUGGAGGGAUCGGCCAGUUAUUUGAAUGACAGAUCAUCUUCUUUACACGAGUGCAGAGUGACUGCCCAGUACAGUGUGAGGACCAAGACUGAGCACCUUAACAUGAGCCAAAUAGGAAGUGCAACCUACAAAGACAUCGAAGACCCAAAUUUGAGUUCUACUCAUGUCGUUAUUCAGGUAGAAUACGGUGCAGAAGCGCUGAUGGUGUUCAGUGAAUCAGCAUCAGAUGAGCGAAACAAGCAAGAUAUUCAAUCAAGCAUGAAACUCAUGGUGAAUAAGAUUGGCUUGUUAAAUAUCAGUGCUGAGGGAAAGGUUCAAAUGACUGAUGAAGAAAGGAAGAAAGUGCAGAACUUUACCUGCACCUUCCAUGGUGAAUUUGCAUUGGAGGAGAACCCAACCAACUUUGAAGAGGCAGUAAAAGUCUACAAAAGUCUCCCCAAACUGCUCGGGUCAAAUAAGGAGAAUGUGGUGCCCAAGAAAGUCUGGCUCGUCCCUUUAAUAGAACUUGUGCCUUCGGCUCCAGAGGUCAAGCACAAAGUCAGCAAAAUGAACUGCAUUAAGUUACAGAACAUCAUGGAGCAGCUGAACACUGCACAAAUGAGAGCAAAUGACAUUUCUAAAGAGAGCGACUCCAUUCAGGCCACUGACAUCACUAAGAAGAUGAAAGAUUUUGGAGAAAACCUUCAGAAAUACACAGUUGUGUGGAAAGACAACCUCUUUAAACUCCUCCCUGAAAUCAGGAAGGGAGCAGAGAAGGAAGAAAGGCUGGAGAAGAUGUUCGGUCUUCAUGAAGAAUCACCCUUUGGGCCCAGCAAAACGGACCCCUGGCUGAAAGAAAGAGAGACUGAACUCAGCGUUAUUCAUUCAUACAUUAAUGAAAUUACAAGCAAGGUCCCAAAUCUGAAGAUCGUAGCUCGUGAAGACUUAGACAAAGUGCUGCCUGAUCCUGGAAACAAAGUGGUAGGGGCGUUUGUGUUCACUUCUCUUAAAGAAGAUGACCCUUACCUGGACUCCCUCAGGUUUUGCCUGGACUCUGAGAAGUUCACUACAAUGGAAUGUUUACCCUCUGAUCUGCAAACGUCAGUCAAAGAUGAAACUCCUUGGUACAAAUGUUCUAAAAUCUCAAAGAGCAUGAGGGAAUGUCUUGAAUUCUUUUGUGCACUUGCCCAGAGUCCUAAAAUGUUUUCCAUAAUCAGCUACGUCCCCUAUCCUUAUAAUGAAGGUGCUUCUGUGAGGCAAUAUUUAAAUGGGAAACUUGUCUGUGUAAAUUGCCUAAACCCAUUUGAGCCAGAGGUGGUAAAAAUCAAUGGGAACACUAUAACCAUGAGACGAACAGAAAUAUCUGGGCUUAUAGAAAUUUUGUACAAGAAAAAGAGUGAUGGAGACAAAGCACAGGAUCAGAAGGUGCCAUGGCCAGAUACCCAAAAAGAGAUAGUGAUCUUAAACCUGCUGCCCAACACUGAGUAUGAACUCACAGUUAAUGUCCAUCAAAAUGUUUUCAAGACUUUCACCUUUGUGACCAAACCAAACUGAAGCAUCGGCUCCCCAAGACAAAGAGACACAACAGCUCCUUAUUGAAGAUGUGAAGAUUCUUGUUUUACUGCAGUGGAGUCUUUCUUCUGUAACUGAACCUCCUUUUUUGUAGGAAACUGUUAGUCUCUUUACUGCAUUUUCUAUUUUAACACAUCUGAUUCAGCUCAUCUGCUAAAACUGAUGGCCUUUUUAAAUUCAUUUAGGAAUGUAAAUGUAGAGCUACACAUACAGAGGUUAACGACUAAUCUAAUGAACCAGACAUGCAGUUUCAGGUAUACAGUCACGUCUCUGCUGUGUUGAAAGAGAACUGAGUCCUGUCUGUCUUUUUAAGACUCACUGUGUUAUACAUCUGAUAUUCUGGGAUAUAUUGAUUUGUAUCUAUUGAUUAGCUGAGAUUAGCUUAAACUGUAUUCAAACAUCUAUUGAUUAGCUUAGAUUAGCUUAAACUGUAUACAAACAUCUAUUGAUUAGCUGAGAUUAGCUUAAACUGUAUACAAACAUCUAUUGAUGAGAUUAUCUUAAACUGUAUACAAACAUCUAUUGAUUAUCUUAGAUUAGCUUAAACUGUAUACAAACAUCUAUUGAUGGGAUUAUCUUAAACUGUAUACAAACAUCUAUUGAUUAUCUUAGAUUAUCUUAAACUGUAUACAAACAUCUAUUGAUUAUCUUAGAUUAUCUUAAACUGUAUACAAACAUCUAUUGAUGGGAUUAUCUUAAACUGUAUACAAACAUCUAUUGAUAAACUGAGAUUAGUUUAAACUGUAUACAAACAUCUAUUGAUGGGAUUAUCUUAAACUGUAUACAAACAUCUAUUGAUAAACUGAGAUUAGUUUAAACUGUAUACAAACAUCUAUUGAUUAUCUUAAACUGUAUACAAACAUCUAUUGAUUAGCUGAGAUUAUCUUAAACUGUAUACAAACAUCUAUUGAUUAUCUUAGAUUAGCUUAAACUGUAUACAAACAUCUAUUGAUGGGAUUAUCUUAAACUGUAUAUAAACAUCUAUUGAUAAACUGAGAUUAGUUUAAACUGUAUACAAACAUCUAGUGAUGAGAUUAUCUUAAACUGUAUACAAACAUCUCUUGAUUAGCUGAGAUUAUCUUAAACUGUAUACAAACAUCUAUUGAUUAUCUUAAACUGUAUACAAACAUCUAUUGAUAAACUGAGAUUAGCUUAAACUGUAUACAACAUCUAUUGAUAAACUGAGAUUAUCUUAAACUGUAUACAAACAUCUAUUGAUUAUCUUAGAUUAUCUUAAACUGUAUACAAACAUCUAUUGAUAAACUGAGAUUAGCUUAAACUGUAUACAAACAUCUAUUGAUAAACUGAGAUUAGCUUAAACUGUAUACAAACAUCUAUUGAUAAACUGAGAUUAGCUUAAACUGUAUACAAACAUCUAUUGAUAAACUGAGAUUUGCUUAAACUGUAUACAAACAUCUAUUGAUCAGCUGAGAUUAGUUUAUAUUCAAGAGUUAAAAAAAGUAAUUAGUUGUACAAACAGUUUGUGCACUUGGAAGGUGUAAAAAACACGGGUGAUUGGACAGAGGCUCUUGGACAAUGUACGAGAAAGAGGCUUAAAAAAAAGAGUUAAAAGAGUGAUUUCUCUCUGAUGUUCUGGAGGUUAACAGUAGCAGGCCGCUAUCUGUGUUUUGGGAACAGACAGAGAGAGUAACUAGUGUUGGAGCAAUGCUGUUAGAUACUUUGGCUUUUUGAUUCAUUUUUACAUUCAUUUAUUCUUUCAUUUUCUAUUCUCAUUUUUAUUUUAACCAACUUCAACAUUUAAUCAAUGAUUUUUCUGCAUGAUCAACAUUUUCUUCAGUAUCAUAAACCUUGUUUUGUGUGAGGAAUUCUUCUAAUAAAUCUGGCA
This is a messenger RNA of Colossoma macropomum (tambaqui), 3926 nucleotides long. RefSeq names its product stonustoxin subunit beta-like. NCBI's taxonomy places the organism in Eukaryota, Metazoa, Chordata, Actinopteri, Characiformes, Serrasalmidae. The transcript is spliced from 4 exons. Bases 272 to 2062 code for a protein of 596 amino acids. The record is from RefSeq and is a predicted model, not a curated record.